This is a messenger RNA of Oncorhynchus masou masou (cherry salmon), 3220 nucleotides long. Its product is annotated as butyrophilin subfamily 2 member A1-like. Bases 149 to 1651 code for a protein of 500 amino acids. NCBI's taxonomy places the organism in Eukaryota, Metazoa, Chordata, Actinopteri, Salmoniformes, Salmonidae. Gene Ontology annotation, biological process: regulation of cytokine production; T cell receptor signaling pathway. Gene Ontology annotation, molecular function: signaling receptor binding. The record is from RefSeq and is a predicted model, not a curated record. Gene Ontology annotation, cellular component: external side of plasma membrane. The transcript has 13 exons.
CAACAGUUGUGUGCAGCGAUGCAGUUGAACAGGUUCUUGUUCCAAGGAAUAGAAAGCAGGUAGUUUGAUCACAUCACAAUAGUUUGAUCACAGAACACUAGUACAUUUAUCAGACUGCAGUGCCUCAAUAGGACUGAUUCAACCAGGGAUGAAGGUGACUCAGCUAGACUGUCUGUGUGUGAUUCUUCUAUAUCUCCUACACACAGCAGGCUCUGAGAAGUUUGAGGUUCUUGGUCCAACUGAUCCCAUUGUUGCUGUAGCUGGUGAUGACAUCAUUCUGCCCUGUUACCUCAAACCCAACAUCAGCGCUGAGGACAUGACAGUGGACUGGCUGAACCUGGACUUCUUAGACGGUCGUGUUUUUCGUUACCAAAACCACAGAAUCAUACGAGAGGAUCAGAUUCUCUUCUAUAGUGGAAGAACUUCACUGUUUCAAGAGGAACUGUGGAGGGGAAACACCUCUUUGAAACUGACCAGGGUACAAGGCACUGAUGAGGGACAUUACAAAUGUUUUAUUCAGUCAAAGAGCUGGUAUGAUGAUUUCACUAUUCAAGUCCUCGUUAAAGCUGUAGGAUCCAAGCCAGUGGUGUCCAUUGUGGGACACAGAGAGGGAGGGAUGGGUCUGCUGUGUGAAACAGAAGGCUGGCACCCUGAGCCUGAGCUGGUGUGGCUGGACAGUAAAGGAGUCCAUCUCUCUGCUCGAACUCUUGAGAUACGUAGAGACUUCAAGGGUUUCUACAGAGUCAAACAACAUGUCAUUGUCCAGGAGACUGACACCAACCACUUUACCUGCAGAGUCCAACAGAGCCAGAUAAAUGAUAACAUGGAGACAGAGAUUCACCUCCCUAGUGAGUUAUUUGAUCCAACCCCAUGGAAAUUAUCCUUGAUUGUCUUAUGCUGUCUGGGAGCCGUCACUGUGAUUGGAUUAUCUCUGGCUGUCUACUGCAUAUGCAAUAAGAAUGAUGACCUCACUGAGGAGCGAGAUUACCUCAAGAAGGAUAAUUAUAACAUCACUCGGAGGCUAGAUGACCACAAUGGGAAGCUAGAAAUACUGACUUCUCAGCUGGAUUUUGUGAACACAAACUGGAGUCCAGAUUUUGAAAUCAUCAGAAGACAUGCAGUGAAUGUGACUCUAGACCCUGAUUCUGCCAAUCGUACCCUCAUCCUGUCUGAUGACGGGAAACAAGUGAGACAUGGAGAACUAAAUCCUGUUCUCUCUGACAACAGGAAGAGGUUUACAAAUUGGUCCGUUGUCCUCGGAAAUGUGGGCUUCUCAAGGAAGUUCUACUAUGAGGUGAAAGUGGAGGGGAAGACUGAGUGGACUUUGGGAGUGGUCAGAAGGUCCAUCAAUAGGAAUGAGAGGUCUAGACCGAUCCCUUAUAAAGGAUACUGGACUGUGGAGCUAAAGAAUGGAAAGUACACAGCUCACGCUGAUUCCCCUGUCACCCUCUUACUGAGAGAGAAGCCCCUGAAAGUGGGGGUGUUUGUGGAUUAUGAGAAGGGACAGGUAUCCUUCUACAAUGUGGAGGCCAUGUCUCAUAUCUACUCUUUCACACGCUCCAAAUUUUCUAGGAAACUCUAUCCAUUCUUCAACCCUGGUGGAUCAGAUAGUAUUUCACUGGUCGUCUGUCCUGUAGAUGCCACUGACUGACUGUUUUAAAUCAAACAGGGCAGAUACAGUAUAAACAGCAGUAACUCCUAUUGAGAGACUUAAUGUACAUGAGAUCUUAGUUAAAGAUUUCCUGUCAAUCUUUGUUGUUGUUGUAGAGUGGGCCAGUUUAUUGUUUAUUGGAUUGGACAGAGAGGUAAAGGUAGGAAUGUUGACAGAGCAAUGGGUUGGAUUUGAACCCAUUCUGGUACUGGACCAUCCCAGACCACUGAUUUCUUGUUAAUGUUUGACUAAUCUUUGACGUUUCGUUCACCAAUCCCUUGGACUGUUCUGUCUUCAUGAGAGUGUGUUAUAUAUUUAUAUUUUUAUUCUCUGUGUUUUCUAAAAGUAUAGUGCUUUCUGUGGUGGUGGGGCAAGCCAGCAACAAAUACGGAGCGUUGUGCCGUGAUUGGCUCAGUGUUCUGUCUCUCAUGGGGACACUACGUCACCUCAAAGUCGAUGGGUAGACCUCCAAAAUUCUUGCCCUUUGGGUGCUGCCAUAGAGUUACAUUAGAAGUGCCCAUCCAAGAAGGCUCAAGGUCAUUGAUAAAAUGACGUCAAAUCAAGUUACAUGUACAGCAGCUUUGAUUGGACAGAUCAUGUCAACAUCAUUCUUUCAAAAUCUUAGCUGGCAGUCAAUAUCAUGAAUCAAGUCGACAAUCUACUGGCAAAUCCUUUUUAAUCCUUGUCAUAUGAAGAGAAAUAAUGGAGUGAAAUUAUAGAUAAACCGUAUCGGUGCUUAUCGGCCAUUGGACAUAAACAUUACACAACAAGUUAGAACUUGCAAAUUCAACAAUGAGUGGUUUGGAAGGAAGUGCUCACAGCACAACAAGGUGACUCCAAAAAUUUCUUGUAUGCUGCUGCAUAAAUGAUGUAAUAUACCAGGGAGAUAUGUAGAUUGUCGAUAAGAAAGUAAUACUAAGUGUAUGUUGUGUAGUAAGCUGUUAGUAGUCCAUGUUCCUCACGCUAAUCAUCUGGUCCCUUUUCUCGUUUUUGUAGAUUUCAAAAGUGCCUGACAAAUAGUUAUAUUGACAACAUCUGUCCUAGCUCGCUCAUUAAUGGCUUAAUCAAAAUUACGGAUUGUCUCUUAUCCGCUCGUCGUCCUCAUGAGAGCCAGUUUCAUCAUAGCGUUUGAUGGUUUUUGCGACUGCACUUGAAGAAACUUUCACAAAGUCCUUGAAAUUUUCCAAAUUGUAUAUUUGAGCUGUUCUUGCCAUAAUAUGGACUUUUACCAACUAAGGCUAUCUUCUGUAUACCACCCCUACCUUGUCACAGCACAACUGAUUGGCUCAAACGCAUUAAAAAGGAAAGAAAUUCCACAAAUGAACUUUUAUCAAGGCACACCUGGUAAUUGAAAUGCAUUCUAGGUGACUACUUCAUGAAGCUGGUUGAGAGAAGGCCAAGAGUGUGCAAAGCUGUCAUCAAGGCAAAGGGUGGCUUCUUUGAAGAAUCUCAAAUAUAAAAUAUAUUUUGAUAUAUUUUUUGGUAACUACAUGAUUCCAUAUGUGUUAUUUCAUAGUUCUGAUGUCUUCACUAGGAAAGAGUAAAAAUAAAGAUAAACCCUUGAAUGAG